AUGUCGUCCAUGUUCACGCUCCCCUCAAUUCGCCUCCCCAGCUUCGGCCUAGGCUCCAAGGGUCCGCGCGUCGAGCUUGCAUCCGUCGAAAUCCAUGAUGUCGAAACCGCGGCGGAAAAGCGUCCGCGGACGCUGAAGCACUUGCUCCGCGCAAACCAUGCCAACCACAGCAUUGUGUACAAGGACGGAAGGUGUCGGAACAAUACUGCUCACAUACUAGGUGCUGCCUACGUCCUCGGCGCAACUGCCGAGCACCUGAACGAGAUCUACGAUAGAGAAGCCGAGCAGCUCGAGCCCUGGCAAGAUGCGCCGUGCGAGAUCGCGAAGCAUGAUUGGCGCGACUUUCUGGGCAAGAGAGAGUACCAACGCGCCUUCGUCGACUUCUUUGAAGAUCAGUUGGUGCAGUAUAGCUAUGACUGGAAGAAGAUGCUGGAAGACUAUCUUUUCGGCGGCGAACAACCGCUGAUCAACAACUUCAUUGCUGGGUUCGGCCACCCGCUCAUUCACCUUGGGUACGCUUUCGAAUUGAAAUCGCGCACGCUGGCGAUUGAGGCGCUCGCAUUCAGCACCUGCUAUUACAACUUCAUGCACCGCUACCUCGACGAUGCCAAGUACACGCGCGCUCCCACCAACCCGACGACGUCCCUUGCCGAGAUUCUGAAGCGCGUUGCGGCGGACAAGCGCUUCGAUGGCUUAUUCGACAGUCCAGGAGGCGCAAAUAUCGAGACUUUGUUCGACCUGAAGGAAGAAGCCGUGCUGGAACACUGGAACAACUGGCAGAUCUAUGGUUACAACAGCGGCAGCAGCGGUAGUUCCAGCCCCACCGGAUCCACAAGCCCGACCAGCCCACGGGAGAAGAUCAGUUUCACGGAGCAGUUCCUUGAAGCGCAGAAGGUGGUGGUGGCAUUGCUCAUGGCAAAAAGCAGUGGUGACAGAAAGAGACGGUACGACUUCUAUGCCACGCAGCUGGUCACGACAAGCCACGCCGUACGAGUGCUGCUUCCUUUGAUUCCGACCAAAUUCCACAUUCCGUUGGUGAGGCAAUGGUGGCUCUUCGUGCUUGCCAUAUACAUUGCACAAAAGCGCCCCAAGGUUGACGUGGUGGCGUUCGAGAACGAAGACCUGGAAGAGGGCAGGGGGUGGAGCGACGUGCAGAGCUGCGCGCUCAAGGGACGUUUCUGCUUGGACGGAAACUACGUCAAAGCCAUCCGCGCCAUGCAAGACGCAGCGAAAACUUGGCCUGACGACAAGCGGUUCUUCUUGAAGGCAGCAGUGCGCUUUGCGACUGAAUUCGACGGAUGGGGAGGGUUCGGGCAAUUCGGCGACGAGGACGUGCGCCUCCACACGCGCACCCGCCAACCCAGCAUCGUCGGAGACCUAGGCGAGGACGCUUACCGCGCCGGCGGUGGCAGGAGGACCAGCAUCAUUGGCGACAGUGGUGUUGGAGGCAUAGCUGGCCCCGGCAGACGGACCAGCUGGGCGCCAACGCUCAGUGGAAGUGAGGGGAGUAGCCGAAGAAGCUCCUAG
Lasiodiplodia theobromae is the source of this 1527-nucleotide messenger RNA. RefSeq names its product Rho GTPase activator. Gene Ontology annotation, molecular function: oxidoreductase activity. NCBI's taxonomy places the organism in Eukaryota, Fungi, Ascomycota, Dothideomycetes, Botryosphaeriales, Botryosphaeriaceae. The record is from RefSeq and is a predicted model, not a curated record. The coding region runs from base 1 to 1527 and encodes 508 amino acids. The transcript has 5 exons.